UUCUACUGUUUAUAAUUAUGAUAUUAGUAAUUCUAAGUCUAAAUUUGAAGUAAAUGAUAGAGUUAGAUUAUCUUCAAUAAAUGAUGUGUAUCGAAAUAAAUUAAAAACAAAUUGGUCUAAAGAAAUAUUUAUAAUUGAAAGAAUUUGUAAAUCAAAUGUGAAUUACUAUAAAAUUUAUGAUAUCAAUGGUACUGUAUAUGAACAAGAAAUUUUGUUAUCAUUAUUAUAACCACAAUAGUAGGCAACACGGGGCUGCUCUCUGCUAUCUCGUCCAUAUAAAAUUAUGAUUCGGUUAUCGUCGCCAUAAUAGAGAAAUUCCGCUAUGAGCGCCACAUAUGCGUUCGCCCAACAAAAUCGCAACAACCGUAAAAAUACGUGAACAUUUACUAUUAGGUACUAGGUAUAUAGGUAGUUUAUUGUAAAAUUUUUUUAUAUUAAUUUAAUUUCAUUAUUUAUCAUGCCGGGACACAGGUGCAUCGUACCAGGAUGUAAAUCUGGUUACGACUCCUGUGUCAAUAAAUACCAUUUUUUCACUGUCCCAAAAGAUCUGGCUAAACUUGAACUAUGGAAAAAAGCUAUACCGAGGAAAGAAUUUGUAUUUAAACCAAGGCAAGUGGUUUGUGAAUUACAUUUUCACGAAGAAGAUAUAAUAAGGACAAAAAAAAUUACAGACAUAAAUGGGAAAAUUGUCGUAGAGGCGCCAUAUAAAAUUCCUCGACUUAAAGAAAAUGCAGUGCCAUCAAUUUUCCCAAACUGUCCAAAAUAUUUAUCAAGGCCAUUAAAACAUAGAAAACCACCAUUAUUGAGAAUAAAUCCUGAUUAUAUUAAAAAAAAUAAUAAUCUGAUUAAUCAAGAAAACAUAAUUACUGUUCAAAAUAAUAUCCAACUAUUGUCAUUUUCUAGGAUUCAGGAAAAUAUUAACAGUAUAGUUAUUCCUAAAGGCUGGAGUACACAUAUUAUUGAAAAACAACUCAUAAUGUUUUCUUAUUACUCUAUUAAAAUAGAAAAACAGCCAACUUACAUACCUACACCAUUUAUAUUUAAAAGAGUUUGUGUAGGUAUUAACUUGAAUAUUAAAUGUUAUAUUAUGGAUAAAGAAAUUGAUGCACUUAAAUUUGGCCUGGAAAAAAUAUGUAGUAUUGCAGAAUUAGAAGAGUUAGUAAAAACAUUUGAUAAUUCAAGUAUUUGCAGUGGAUUUAAAGUAGAUGACGAUAUUCAAAGUCAAAAAACCUUCAUUGACUUGGCUGGUACACAAAGACACUUCAUGUGCCAAUAUAUUUUGGAAGGUUCUAAAAAGUGUGAACAUUGUACACGUGCUGAACGAAGUCUUAAUCGCCAAAAACUAAGAUUGAAAAUAAAUAAUACCCCACAUAGAAUUAGACUUUUAGUUAGCCAUAGAUAUAGGAAUCAACUACAACGACUUCGCAUGAGACACAAUGUUACAAGAAAUAAGAAAAAUCGAACCAUGAUAUUAAAUAAAAAGUUUAAAAAUAAUAUUUUUAAUUUACAAAAACAAAUUUCAGAAUUAACUUCUAUUAGCCUUGAAGAAAGAUUGCUCAAAAAUGCAGUUCCAAAUAACCAACGAAUUGCUUUGCUUCAAAUUUUAUCUGCAUCACAAGUCAAUAAUAAAAAAGGAUGUAGGUACUCUGAAGAUUGGUUGCUAUUAUGUAUACUGUUUCAUAUGCGUUCUCCUUGCGGUUACAAUUUUCUUAGAAAUCAUGAUAUUAUGCCUUUACCUUGUGUAAGGACCAUAAGGAGGUAUCUUUCUUUAAUUGAUACAAAAUGUGGAUUUGAUCCAAAAUUUAUGCAACUAUUCAGUCUUCAUCUUUCUCAAAAAGAGGAAUUUAAACGACAUGGUAUAAUUGUUUUUGAUGAAAUAUCUACUCGUGAAAGUGUAGCUGUGAAUUCUGUCAACCUUACAUACACAGGUUUGGUAGAUUUUGGAGAUGAUGGUGACAAGGGAAAAUCAUUCUCUGAUAAAGCAAACCAUGGGUUGGUUUUUAUGUUUGUACCUUUAGCAGACAGUUAUGCCCAACCAGUUGCGGUAUUCGCUUCAAAUGGUCCAACUAAAGGUGUGGUGCUCGCCCAAUUGAUGAUAAAAGCAAUCACAGUUCUUGAAAAAGCAGGUGCUUUUAUUCACGGAGUUGUUUGUGAUGGAGCAGCACCCAAUAGGAAAUUUUGGACUGAAAUGGGAAUUAAUGGAAAAUUAAACGAAGUUAAGAAUUGGUUUGAGCAUCCAACAAAUGAAAAAAGAAAAAAUCUUUGUUUUUGCAGAUACACCACAUUUGUUUAAAAAUGUUAGGAAUAGGCUCUAUAACAACAAAGAGCUUCAGGUUCAUCAAGAUGAACCAUUAAUAAAAUGGGAUCAUUUUGUAAAAGUGCACGAUUUAGAUAAACAUAAUCCGGGAAAUUUAAGAGUAUGUCCAAAAUUAUCAAUUUCACAUUUAGUGUUAAAUAGUUCAUCUAAAAUGCGUGUCCGACUAUAGCUGUGCAGGUUUUCAGUAAUUCUAUGGCAAAAAGUCUUAAAUUUUAUCGCUCCUACUGUCCUGCAUUAAAAGAUUCCAUAGCUACUGAAGAUUUUUGUUUAAAAAUAAAUGAAGCGUUUGAUUCAUUAAAUCUGAAACAGUUAAAUAAAGGAAUGUCACCUAACAGUCAUGAUUAUAAAGUAAAUAUUUUAAAUUUUGAAAACUCAAAAUACUUGAAAAAAUAGACUACC
This is a messenger RNA of Acyrthosiphon pisum (pea aphid), 2716 nucleotides long. RefSeq lists its product as uncharacterized. The transcript is spliced from 6 exons. Lineage: Eukaryota; Metazoa; Arthropoda; Insecta; Hemiptera; Aphididae. The record is from RefSeq and is a predicted model, not a curated record. The coding region runs from base 458 to 2293 and encodes 611 amino acids.